AUGCCGAUCACGGCCCUCCCCCCGACCACCAUUCGGGCGAUUGGUGCAACAUCAGUCAUCUCUGACCCCUGCUCGGUGGUCAAAGAGCUUGUAGACAAUGCACUGGAUGCUUCGGCUACGUCGAUAUUUGUUGAUAUCUCUGCAAAUACCGUCGACCUCAUUCAGGUGAAAGACAAUGGCCAUGGCAUACCUUCCAGUGACCAUCCUGUGGUUUGUAAACGUGCCUACACGAGCAAGAUCGAAACAGUCGAGGAUCUGAGAGAAGUCGGGUCCAAACACCUCGGCUUUAGAGGCGAGGCCUUAGCCAGUAUGGCCGAAAUUUCGGGUGGAGUGACUGUUAGUACUAGGGUGGACUCAGAAUUGGUAGGAUCCAGCAUCAAAUACGGCAGAGACGGUGUACCCAUUAGCACUCAACGCGCAUCUCAUCCAGUUGGAACUUCUGUUCGGGUCGUGGACCUUUUCAAACACAUACCCGUUCGAAGACAAACCACACUCAGAAGCACAGUCAAAACCCUAGGGAGAGUCAAGAAAUUGUUACAAGCCUACGCCAUCGCUCAACCUUCGAAGAGGUUGUGUUUCAGAGUACUGAAGGCAAAAAAUGAGAAGAAUAAUUUCAUGUAUGCCCCGGGACCAGAUCCAACACUCAUGGAUGCAGCGAUCAAAAUCGUUGGCAUGGAGAUGGCUUCUGCUUGCAUCGUCAAGAAGUGGCCACCGGACGAGGUCGCAGUUCAAGAAGUACCUUCAGAGCAGAAUACUGAUUUCGUGCUGACUGCGGUUCUUCUCAACCCUGAUAAUGAUAUCGCUAAAUCAAACAACGCUGGGCAACAUAUCAGCGUGGAUGGUAGGCCAUUGUCCUCGGCCAGAGGGCUUGGCCGCGACGUCACAAAAAUCUACAAAUCAUAUAUCCGGUCGGCUUGUUCUCGCAAGGGACUUGUCCCGACGAUCACAGAUCCGGUUCUUUGCUUGCACGUCAAAAGCUUGGAAGAGCGGUACGACGUCAACAUUGAGCCAGCUAAAGAUGAUAUACUGUUUGAAGAUCGGGAGCAGUUUUUGUCCGUAUUAAAAGACUUUAUGGCGAAUGUAUAUGGAGACUAUAUGGAAAUGGAACAGAAAAAAGCUAGCCCGCCCAAGGGCAAAGAACCUAUACGAGAAGGCGGGUUUGGCCUCCUCCUUGCACAGACUAGUCCUCAACCCGUCCGACAACCUAGGAGUCCUGACGGCUACCAAUCAUCGCGAUAUACCCCUGCUCGCUCAUCCACCAAUCCAUCAUCUGGUGCCAAUACGACCAGCAGUGUAUGCCAAUCUCCCGAGCAAAGUGAAAAUAAUGUGGCCGUUGAAAGUCCUCCGGCACCAGGUUCGCACUCGAAGGAAUCGCAAUUUAUCAACCCUUGGUCAAUCACCAAAUUAAACGUGCCAGUUCGCGAAAAUGGGACCAAAGGGACUGGAAGUGCAGUGGUGACCUUAUCUUCGAACCAUGGAGCCCCUACGCAGAGAAGAUCGCAAAGGAAACAGAAUGACCACAGUCGAAAAUCGUUCCCACCAAGCCCAUCUUCGACCGACACGUCUCUUUCGAAUCCUUCCCCAAAUCCACGAAUGUCGUCGUCACGAGUUCAACAGUCGCGCCUAACAGGAUCGCCGCAAGGACAAUCCUUACGCGCCUCUAGGGACUUUGAUCGAGAACGGUACGGGAACGGUGCUCUGGAUACCAUCUUUUCCCGGACAACGCAGGUUUCGCUUUCUCAAAGCGCCGCGGAAGAAAAUCCAGAUGAUACCCAGACGGAAUCAUCCUUGAGCCGACUAGCGCGUGGUCGGUUUGGAUCCGGAGAUGCGUCGUCAUCGGGCUCGUCGGCAUCACAGGGCGCAACGCAAGAUGCCCAAUGUACCACUAGCGCAAGGUCGCACACAUCCCCAGCACCGGAAGCAGAGCCUCCACGCUCUAAUCUACUCGGAUCAUCCGCUGCACCAGCUCUAGCCACCACUGGCAAGCGACGUGAGCUUCCAGUCCUUGAAAAGUGGUCAGCUAGACUGCAUGAAUCCGCCAAACCUGACCAAAACCCAGAACUAGAAGAGGCACUGGAUUUCGAGCAUCGAAAAAGAGAAGCUAUCAAAAAACAUCGAGAGCGGAUCAGGGAUCGUGUGGAGCCAUCCACACCUUCUAGCUCACCGCACCUCAGUAGAUAUCUUGCUGCACGAGCAGCGCUUCAUUCGGAGCCCGCUACUGACGAGGGACCGAGUCGAUCUACAACCAGACCUGUCAUCAAUCCGCAUGACCCAAGGGCAUAUCUCAUGCGAUAUCAAAGUAUCCCUCGGCAAGAUGACCCAUCUAGAAACAAAAAUCUACGACGGAAGACCACCCACAAACUGCCUUUGGAGAGAAUCCCCAAUGGAUGUGACUUGCAUGAUGUUAGCUUGAUCUUACCUACUGAUCUGUCCCUUAUAUCGACGAAAUCGAACGAAGCACUUGCUUCUGACGUAUACACUAGUAAUGGUCACGAUUCUCAAGCCUUUGACGGCGAUCUUCAACCUGACUUGAUCGGGCUCUGGACCCGUCGAUUGUCAGCUUUGACCAAAACACAAUAUCGGACUGAGAACGAAUCUGAUAGUCCUAACCUGACAUUUGAUUUCUCUGCCCUGAACGAACUUGUGAACAAUAACGAUUAAUGACUAUAUAUUGAGAUAUAUCUUAUGUGCCUAUAUUUAUAUUCGACAUGAACUAGCGUUGUGCUCUGCUGCUUCAUCUUUUUGCAUGUCUACAAUCACAAGCGGUCCAUUUUUACCUUUAGUACUUACCCAAGGCUUCAUAAUACACUCACGGCCAGGCACGAAGACCCCUUGUUGGCCUGCAGCUUGUUCCGAAGGACUGGAGGAUGACAAGCUUGUACAAGCACUCAAGGAGGUCCAAGACAAGACCGGGUUGCCG
This is a messenger RNA of Aspergillus campestris IBT 28561, 2920 nucleotides long. RefSeq names its product putative DNA mismatch repair protein. Gene Ontology annotation, cellular component: MutLalpha complex. The transcript is spliced from 3 exons. The record is from RefSeq and is a predicted model, not a curated record. Lineage: Eukaryota; Fungi; Ascomycota; Eurotiomycetes; Eurotiales; Aspergillaceae. Gene Ontology annotation, biological process: mismatch repair. Bases 1 to 2661 code for a protein of 886 amino acids. Gene Ontology annotation, molecular function: mismatched DNA binding; ATP hydrolysis activity; ATP-dependent DNA damage sensor activity.